Nothobranchius furzeri (turquoise killifish) is the source of this 4007-nucleotide messenger RNA. RefSeq names its product mitochondrial inner membrane m-AAA protease component AFG3L1. Gene Ontology annotation, molecular function: ATP-dependent peptidase activity; ATP hydrolysis activity; ATP binding. Gene Ontology annotation, biological process: mitochondrial protein processing. Gene Ontology annotation, cellular component: m-AAA complex; membrane. The record is from RefSeq and is a predicted model, not a curated record. NCBI's taxonomy places the organism in Eukaryota, Metazoa, Chordata, Actinopteri, Cyprinodontiformes, Nothobranchiidae.
GAAGAAGGGAUACUCAAAGGCACUUCCUCCAGCUGACAGUAAGGCAGCAUGGCGGAGCAUUGAACUGGUGUUUUCACACAGGAAAGAAACAUGGCUCAGGGGUUGCUACGACUUUUGUCCACGGCUAAGCCGCUGUCCCGGGCCGGGUUAGCCCAUGCUCGGCUCUCCGGUCUGGGGGCUGGACGGCUUCUCUUCGCGGGGCUCCGGAGCUCCUCGGCAGCGAACUGUGGUCUUUUCACUAAAACUCCACAUAACUUCCUGCCGUUUGGGACAAUCCUGUCCAUUCAGCGGCGCCCCAACUCAACUCAACCCAAAGGUGGAACAGGAGCAUCGGGCGGAGGGAGACCAGGAGGAGGGAAAAGAGGAGUCGGAGGAAAAGACUGGUGGAGUCGAAUUCAAAAAGGCGACUUUCCCUGGGAUGAGAAGGACUUUAGAUACCUCAUGGUGACGCUGGCUGGGCUCGGCUCCCUGCUCCUCUACCUCUACUUCAAAGACAACGGCCGUGAGAUCAGCUGGAAAGACUUUGUCCACCGUUACCUGGGCAGAGGCCUGGUGGAGCGGUUGGAGGUGGUCAACAAGCAGUUUGUCAGAGUUAUCCUGGUUCCUGGAACGGACAUAGAAUCUAGCUAUGUCUGGUUCAACAUAGGCAGCGUUGAUACGUUUGAGAGGAACCUUGAAGCUGCUCACCUGGAGCUUGGUCUGGAGCCAUCGCAUCGAGCUGCUGUUGUCUACAGCACCGAGAGUGAUGGCUCUUUCCUCAUGAGCAUGAUCCCCUCCCUGUUGCUAAUUGGCUUCCUGCUGUUAACACUGCGACGAAGUUCAAUUGGAGGAGCUGGCGGUCGUGGGAGGAGCCCCUUCAGCAUGAGUGAGUCGACAGCCAAGAUGAUGAAGGAAAACAUUGAAGUGAAAUUUAAGGAUGUGGCUGGGUGUGAAGAGGCUAAGCUGGAGAUCCUUGAGUUUGUCAACUUCCUGAAGAACCCACAGCAGUACCAGGAUCUUGGAGCCAAGAUCCCUAAGGGCGCGGUGUUGUCAGGACCUCCUGGAACAGGAAAGACUCUGCUAGCAAAAGCCACAGCAGGAGAAGCCAACGUUCCCUUCAUUGCAGUAAAUGGAUCUGAGUUCUUGGAGAUGUUUGUGGGUGUUGGUCCUGCCAGGGUGAGGGACAUGUUUGCCAUGGCCAGGAAGAAUGCACCCUGCAUCCUUUUUAUUGAUGAGAUUGAUGCUGUUGGGAGAAAGAGAGGUGGAGGGAACUUUGGAGGUCAGAGUGAGCAGGAGAACACCCUGAACCAGCUGCUGGUGGAGAUGGACGGUUUUAAUACUGCUACCAACGUGGUGGUGCUGGCUGGAACCAACAGACCGGACAUCCUGGAUCCUGCAUUAAUGAGACCAGGACGCUUUGACAGGCAGAUUUACAUCGGACCUCCAGACAUCAAAGGUAGAGCAUCCAUCUUCAAAGUCCACCUUCAACCAAUCAAACUGGAUCCCAGUCUGGACAAGGACGCUCUUGCCAGGAAAAUGGCCGCUGCCACACCAGGAUUCACGGGUGCUGACAUUGCUAAUGUCUGCAACGAGGCAGCUCUGAUUGCUGCUCGGUACCUGAGUCCUGCUGUCAGCCACACACACUUUGAGCAGGCGAUUGAUAGGGUCAUUGGCGGUCUGGAGAAGAAGACCCAAGUGCUGCAGCCCACAGAGAAGAAGACUGUAGCAUAUCAUGAGGCUGGUCAUGCUGUUGCUGGAUGGUUCCUUCAGCACGUUGACCCUCUGCUCAAGGUGUCGAUCAUCCCACGGGGGAAAGGUCUGGGUUAUGCACAAUAUCUACCCAGAGAGCAGUACCUUUACACCAAAGAGCAGCUGUUUGACAGGAUGUGCAUGAUGCUGGGGGGGCGUGUGGCCGAGCAGGUCUUCUUCGGCCGCAUCACCACAGGAGCGCAAGAUGAUUUGAAGAAGGUCACGCAGUCAGCCUACUCUCAGGUGGUGCAGUUCGGGAUGAGUGAGAAGGUGGGCCAGGUUUCGUUUGAUCUCCCUCGGCAGGGUGAGAUGGUCCUGGAAAAACCCUACAGCGAGGCAACAGCUGAGCUCAUUGACAAGGAGGUCAGAGGGCUGGUGGACCAAGCUUAUGAGUCUACCAUGCAGCUCAUCAAGGAGAAAAAGGAGCAGGUGGAGAUGGUGGGGAACCAUCUGCUUGAGAAGGAGGUGUUGAACAAGGAGGACAUGGUGGAGCUUCUGGGUCCACGGCCAUUCCAGGAGAAGUCCACAUACGAGGAGUUUGUGGAGGGAACAGGAAGCUUUGAGGAGGACACCAGUCUUCCAGAGGGUUUGAGAGACUGGAACCAGGAGAGAGGAGGGGAGGCUGAGGAAACGGAUCCAGCCCAAGAAAAACAGCAGCCAGUUUAAAGCUGGACUUUCACUCUCAGCUCAGACAGACAUGGACGUUGAAACAGUGAGCUGACUGUAACAUUUCUGUGGACAGAGGGUUUGUUUUUGAAGGAGUCCUCCUGGACAAAGUUUGACCUGCAACCAAAAACACAAAGUAUUUUUACAAGUUCCUUUAAACUUUCUGUCUGAGACGUCUGCAGGAGUUCAGGUGGAAAACUGCCCACAAGGAGUGGAUUUCUCUGCUGUAAGUCGGGAGUCUGCUUCUCCUGAAUAACAUUCAUUAAACCAGAAUGUGAAACGUUCCUGCUGAGUUUUUAAAUAAUCACCAUUAACCCUGACCAGCAUCGAGCAGGUUCAGCCUAACAAACAGCAGCAUGUUGGGGUCAGAGAAGUCAAGAGGCUGAGCUUUAGGCAACAUGAGAUGUCUGUAUUUGGAUUCAAUCCCAGGAACUUUUGAUUCAUGAACUGGUUUCAGAUAAACUUUAGACUGUGGUUUGAACUCAAAUCUUCUUUAGUGUUUCCCCGCGAUGACAUUAAGACUCUUCCCUCUAAAACUUGACAUUUUACCCCUUUCAUCUAAACCAGCUGUAGAGAACAUCGGGUCCACAUGGAGGCAGUGGUCUAAUUUAUUGUGAUCAUCACUUUGUCCUCUUCAUCAUCACCUCUUCUACCUACACUUCCUUAGUUCACACCCCUUUUUCAAAUUUCUAUCAUAUAUCAGAAUCAACUUUAUUUUUUAUUUAUUUGAAUGCCUCAGCAUCCUGAAGCAAGGUUACAGGAUACCAGCAGGCCAGGAGAGCCACCUUCUCCACCCGUAUGUUGGACUGCUGUGUCUCAUUACUGCUACACAUUCAUUUGGAGUCUUCUGGCAGCAUGACCUGUGAGCUAUUGAAUCACACCUUCCUCUCUUCAUUUCCUCUAUCGAAAAUAUCAGCUGGAGCUGAAGGCUAACUGCGUAAAAAUCCCAAAGACUGCCUUAGUAGCAUUUUAUGAAGAACUUUUUGUGAUUGUUAUGGAUGCCAGGCUGGCCUGUGGAGAGAAGAAGCCAGAAUCACCAAGUCCUGCUGAAUCAGCCUGACACCGCCCCUCCUCCUCCUCUCUCCCGGGCUGCUGAGGAGCACAGCUGCAAGGAAUCUUCACUGAUUGCCAACACCUGUAUAAAAAGGCUGUGCCUUCAGCAGUCUGGGAGGCAGCAGUUGAUGGGGUUCUGCUGUCCUCCUGGUUUUGUGUAGCUUCAACCCCUGGUCGUUUGGAUUUGUUUGUGUUUUAAACUUUGGUUGUUUUUAACUCUUAAUGAGAAAUUGAGGAUGAUCCAGUGGGAUCUUUUGUGUGUUUGGGUCUUAAGGUUAACUUUGUCUGUGGUUAUUUUUUACUGACCUUGGUUUGAAACACCUUCCGCUGUGGUAAAGCUUUUAAAAUAAGUUUUUACCAGGUGUUUUAGUCAGAGUGUUUUUAGCCUUUUAUCAACUUCAGGAUUUUAAAACACCUUCGUUGCGGUAAAACUUUUAAUAUAAGUUUUUACCAGGUGUUUUAUAGUUGAUAAUUUGCUUUGUACUGUUAGCCUUUUAGAGAAAUCAGUUUUGCUCGUGUUUUUAAUACCUUUUUGUACAAAUAAACCCAUUUUAAACUCC